Molecule: messenger RNA, 4349 nt
Organism: Coffea eugenioides
Lineage: Eukaryota; Viridiplantae; Streptophyta; Magnoliopsida; Gentianales; Rubiaceae
Exons: 10
Coding region: 909-4100 (1063 amino acids)
Source: RefSeq, a predicted model, not a curated record
CCUCUUCCUGGUUUCUGAUUCACAUCUCAUCUCAAAACACAAAAAAAAAGAGGAAGUCUCCUGACCAUCCUCACCAUUUCGUCUCCGCUCUCAAAACCAUCCCUCCUCCCCCCAACCUAUACUUAUAUAUAAUUAGGUAUAUUGCUUCUGUCGAAAUUAUGUAUUUCGAUAUAUACACGUAGAAUUACAUAUAUACAUAUAUAUGUAUAUGUAGGAGACCGAGAAUACGAUCUUCGAUCGGGAAAAAAGGGAGAAAUUUUGCAGAGAUCGAUAGAAAACCCUAGGAAAUCACGAGCCUCCGAUGUGUGCUAUUUUUGUGAGGGAAAUGAAGAGAUAGGUUGUUGUUGUUGUUGUUGAUUAAUUUGGGGGAAAUGUUUGUUAUUAGGGUAAGAGGCUGCCACGGGUUUUGAUUUCAUUUGGAUUUGACAUUUUUAUGUGUAAAGGUUCACAAGGUUAGGGAAUUCUAUCUCCAAGCUGGUUUGCUGUUGAAUCUAGAAUGAGGUGGAUCAGAUGCUAAUUUAGCUUAACUUUCGCUACUUUCAACUUAGGGUGGUUUUGUGAGCUUUUGUUUCCUUCUUUCUUUUUAUUUUUGGUUUAUUUCUUUAGUUGAUAUCGAUGCUGAGGCAAACAUAUGGAUACGGUGGAGGUGAUGGGGCUGAUUUCUGAGUUGUUGGUAUUGAAUAUUGUUUACUGGGCUAGAUUUUAGGUUUCUUUGGCUGAAAAAAUUGGUGAUAUUUAGCUUUUUAGGAUAUUCUGGGCUGCUUUUUCUGACUAAUGGCGUAAACUGUAGCCUGCCGGAAGCAGUUUUGAGCGUUAUUCUGGACUAGAAUAGAUUGUCGAGAGGUGCACGUGUACUAUAUUGGUUAGCAUUUUGUCAGAGAACUGUAUUGACUGUGUGGAUUUGAAGAAUGAGUUUGGAAAAAGAAGGCCGUAGCUCGCUGGAUAGUGCUGUGGAUGCAAGUCCCAAAACUGAAAAGGGAUCAAAAAUAUUGUAUACAAGAGAAUUUCUUUUAUCUUUAAGCGAGUUGGAGAUUUGCAAGAAGUUGCCAAGUGAUCUUGACAAGUCGCUUUUAAGUGAGUUGGAAGAUGGUCCACAAAGUACUAAUGAUCGGCUAAGGACCCAUGGCAGCUUACCAGUGCAGGGUUUCAGGCGAACUGAAUAUGGGUCAUCCCCACCAACUCGAGGGGACUCUGCGUACUACUCUCGAGGCAUAUAUGGAAGGUGGGACAGCCGUUCUUCUGGCCGCAGUGACCGAGACAGUGACUCACAAUCUGAUAGGGAAUCAGAGUCUGGAAGGCGCUAUAACAACCAAUCUCGAAGGUCUUGGCAGGGAACUGAGCAUGAUGGGCUUCUUGGUAGUGGUUCAUUUCCAAGACCAUCUGGAUACACAACGGGGGUCUCUACUCCAAAGCUUCGAGCAAAUGAUCAUUACCAACUUAACAGGAGCAAUGAGCCAUAUCAUCCUCCUCGCCCUUACAAGGCAGCACCACUGUCACGAAGAGAUACUGACUCAUACAAUGAUGAGACAUUUGGUUCAACGGAGUGUACAAGUGAGGACAGAGUUGAGGAAGAAAGGAGGAGGAGAGCUUCUUUUGAGUUGAUGAGGAAGGAACAACAAAAGGCUCUGCAGGAGAAGCAGCAAUCUAGUCUUGAGAAGUCUAAAGCUGAUGCUUCUUCAGAUAUUUCUGUCCUGUCGGAUGACAUUAAUGAGGAAAAGGUUAUUCUGGACAGGGACAAUGAGUUAGAUUCAACCACUAAUCCAUCUAUUUCAAGCAUCGAUAGUGGAAAAUGUGCUUUACCAUCACAUGCUACGUGUAGACCUCUUGUUCCCCCAGGUUUCAAAAAUGCAGUUGUGGAGAAGACUUCUGGAGUCAAAUCCUUGACCCAGUCUUAUUCAGUAGAGAAUGGCACUCUUGGUAGUCUGGAAAGAAAAUUUUCAGGAGAAAUAAGUUUGAGCAAUGAACCGCCUGAAGAUAAGACGACGCAUACAUUGUUGAGUAACAAGGGUGAACAAAUUGCCAAUUCAUCAUCAAAUUCAGAUGUUUCCAGCAAGAAAACUGGCAUGGUAGAUUUUCUACAUCAAACUUCCAUCCUUCCAGAGGCCCAUGAAGCCCUGGAUGAACCUGAAAUGAUCAAGCUCAAUGCCAAAGCAUCAGGACUCAAACUUGGUGGAGAUUUGCGUGAGACUGAUGCAACAUCAAUUCUGGAAAAGAUUUUUGGCAAUGCAUCAACAGUGAAUGGCAAUGACUCUACAGAUUCUGUCGAGCAUCAUGAUGAUAUACCAGAUGAAUCUUGGAGCAAAAAAUCUGUUCAUUCGUCAAAGUUUGCCCGUUGGUUUGUUGAAGAAGAAAGGAAGACAGAAGAUGACCACUCCUCAGGUAGGCCAAAUGAUUUGCUCUCGCUGAUUGUUGGUCAUGAUAAAGGAAGAAAUCAAGUUGAUACAAAGAUUUUCGAGCAUUUUCCAGCUGAGUUUCCUGAUCAGAGAACUGAAAUUGCUAAUAAGCCUAUAACAAAUGCAUCCUCUGCAACAAUUGGAGUCUCCAAGUCAUUAUCCUGUUCAAAUAAGCAAGAGGUAGUUCCAGCCAUCCUAACCUGUGAAGACCUUGAGCAGACAAUUUUGUCAGAAUAUGGUGAGAAGAGUCCAACUUCAUUACCACCUUUGGAAGGCUGGAGUUUUUCUGGUGCAAAGUCUGGACGACCUACAGCACAUGUUGAUAAUCAUGCAUCUCAACACCUCCUUUCACUGUUACAAAAGGGAGCCAGCCAGAAAAAUGCAACACCGAGCAUUCCCGCAGAUAUUGAUCCUUCAGAAAUACAACCUGUUUCUGAUGUUUGUGAUGUUGGUCCUGCCCCCUACAAGACUGGGGAGAAAGUUGGCAAGAAUAGUAGCACUUUGGGAGAAACACUUACUCUCGAAACUCUUUUUGGGACUGCUUUUAUGAAGGAGCUCAAAUCAGUCGAAGCACCUGUUUCUGUCCAAAGGGGUUCUGUUGGUUCUGCACAAACUGAAUCUUUGGAACCGCAAGGACUAUCCUUUCCUAUUACUGAUAAUGGUUUAUUUCCUACGACAUUUGAUCAAAUAGGACUGGAUAAGAUGACUGAUGAAAAGAAUUUGUUGGUGUCAAGUCACAGGCAGCAAAUAAAGAUGGAUAAAACUGAAAAAUGGCUGGGAUUAAACGAUCCUCAAACCGAGUUGAACUUAUCAAAGCAACAAUAUGAACUUGUUUCGAAACAUGUUGGCUUCGAUGGAUCAGUUGAAUACCAGCUGCCUGAAGAGGAAAGCUUAAUUGCUGUCAGUGAAGAUCUAAAUGCUCGACUUUUUAGGUCAAUGCCUGGCAAAUUUUCAAGUAAAAAGGAAUCCUCAGCCUUGACUGCACCAGGCGAUAUGGCAGAGAAACUGGCAGCAAUUGGUGCUGCAGUCAAAGAUGAGAGGUCCAUGACUGGUUCAGAUGGGCCGCCCUUUUUACAUGGUCCUAUUAACCAGAUGGAACACGAAAUUCCGUAUCGUGAUUUUCAUGUUCAAACAUCAGCUUCCCACUUUCAUUCAAUGCAGAUGAGUCAUGAGAGGCCAUUGCUCAACCCGCUGGAUUCUCAUCCUGCUCACAUGAAUUCCCAAAUGAAGUUCAUUGGUAGGGAGAGCAUGAUUCAGCAUGAUGCUCCUGCCAAUCAGCAAUUUCCUGUAAAUAUGCUUCGUCCUCCCUUCUAUCAGCCUAGUGUGGGUGUGACUGGGUUUGAUCAUCCUGCGCAUCAUGCAAUGCUGCAGCAAAUGCAGAUGGCAGGUGGUCUGUCUCCACACAUGGAAAACGACUUUUCAAGGGGUGCCCCAGCCCCUCAUCUUGGUAAUCAAGCACCUGGUUUAUUGCAGGAACUCAACCCAAUGCCAGGAUAUCCUUUUGGGCCCCGUCAGCCCAACAUUGGUGGCCUUGGAAUGCCAUUUCCAGCUCCUGAUGUCAACGGUGGUAGCAAUCACCCAGAGGCUUUUCAAAGGUUGGUUGAAAUGGAACUUAGGGCUAAAUCAAAGCAGAUCCCUCCUUUUGCUGUUGGUCAUAGCCAGGCUAUGUACGGUCAUGAGCUUGACAUGGGUUUCCGCUAUAGGUAGUCGAUCGUGAAUAUGAUCUGGCUUGCUAUUUGUCCAUCAUCUUGGCUCCAGCUGUGACUGGUACAUGCUGAAUUGGGGAUAAAUGUCAUUUAUGUGCAAUCAAGUUGGGCUUCUUUGCAUUUGAUCCUUUGAAAUUGGCAUUCAAAAAUGAGGGGAAAAGCAAAAUCUGUAAUGUCCUUCCAGUAUUUUGUGUGCAGGAUCUUUGUAGUUUCACUAGCAAUCUAUUUUUCUUUGUCCUUUUUUUUUUUU